Messenger RNA from Glycine soja, 1316 nucleotides. Its product is annotated as probable cyclic nucleotide-gated ion channel 20, chloroplastic. The transcript is spliced from 4 exons. NCBI's taxonomy places the organism in Eukaryota, Viridiplantae, Streptophyta, Magnoliopsida, Fabales, Fabaceae. The record is from RefSeq and is a predicted model, not a curated record. The coding region runs from base 250 to 789 and encodes 179 amino acids.
AAGGCUACUAUACAAACUUUUCUGUAUCCUUAUACUUGAUCUUGCGACCUUUUCAAUUUCCUUUUGUAAGUUUUUUUGAUUUUAUAAGUCUUUUUUGCUUCUUUACAGUUUAGGUUGGCUUAUGUUUCUCCUGAGUCAAGGGUAGUAGGUGCUGGAGAUUUAGUUGAUCAUCCCAAGAAAAUUGCUCUUAAUUAUCUGAAGGGUUAUUUUUUCAUUGACCUAUUUGUUGUAUUGCCUCUACCUCAGAUAAUGAUAUCAUUUGUCCUACGAAAGUACUUGGGAAUAUCAGGAGCAAAUUUUGCUAAAAAUCUUCUGCGUGCAACAAUCCUUUUGCAGUAUUUUCCCAGAUUAUUCAGGUUUCUGCCUCUGCUAAUUGGCCAGUCUCCUACAGGAUUCAUAUUUGAGUCAGCUUGGGCAAAUUUCAUUAUAAAUCUUCUUUUUUUUAUCCUAUCUGGCCAUGUUGUUGGUUCUGGCUGGAACCUCUUUGGUCUGCAGAGGGUUAAUCAAUGCUUGCGAAAGGCCUGCCAACAUUCUAAUAUUACUGGAUGCUCAACAUUUAUUGAUUGUGGCAGUGACCGUGCAUCUGACCAAUCAGAACUGUGGAACAAAAAUGUAAAUGCCACUGCUUGUUUGGAUUCCAGUUCCGGUGCUUUUCCAUAUGGGAUCUAUGUACAUGUUGUACCACUUACUAUAGAAACUAGGGUGGUCAAAAAAUAUGUAUUUGCACUGUUUUGGGGCUUCCAGAUCAACAUGAGGCUGCUGAAGGAGUCCUUCUUGAUGAUGAUUUGAAUGAGCCAACAAUGGGAGAGAAACUUGCUAGUCUAAGUGUUCUGGAUGGGAACAAAUCAAGGAGUGAUAUAGAGCAAGAAUCUUGUGUCCUAGCAAAGCCUCCAAGUGCAGACUCUGUACAUGUUUUGCUUAAGCAAGCAUUAAAUGUUGAUGAUCGCACCCUUCUGCUAGAUUGCUUGUUUACACAAAAUGAGAAGGUUCUCUUUCUCUCCUAUUUCUAUUGAAUAUUAUGUAUAUUUGAAUGGAAAUUGUCCACUUGCUCAGUUUCUUAUAUGUUAUACAUGAUGUAACUCCUUUUGCAUGUUGUUGUAACUUUUCAAAUGUCAUGUUGCAGCAGAUCUCUAACUUUGUGCAGCAUAAUAAUAAGCUCAUGUAUAUUUAAUUAAAAAUUAUAAUCAACAAAGUGUAAUUAGGAACUAGUUUUAUUAUUAUUAUAUGACAUUUACCUACAGAAGACCGUAGGUACAAGUAAAUUGACUUUUACCUACAGUUAGAGAUUAUAGGUAUAAAUUAAUAUCUUUUACCUA